Anneissia japonica is the source of this 2129-nucleotide messenger RNA. RefSeq names its product probable glutamate--tRNA ligase, mitochondrial. Gene Ontology annotation, biological process: glutamyl-tRNA aminoacylation. The coding region runs from base 162 to 1730 and encodes 522 amino acids. The transcript has 16 exons. NCBI's taxonomy places the organism in Eukaryota, Metazoa, Echinodermata, Crinoidea, Comatulida, Comatulidae. Gene Ontology annotation, molecular function: ATP binding; glutamate-tRNA ligase activity; tRNA binding. The record is from RefSeq and is a predicted model, not a curated record.
UUUGUUUUGAUUUGGUUUUUCUUGACACACGUGAUAAUAACUAAAUAACUGAUAAACUAGGCUUGGGCCGCCCAAGUAUGCGCACUCUGAUUUCAUUUAGUCUAGAGCUGCAUUGCACAUACUACAGCUAGCUGCAGUACGGGAAAGACUAUUGAAUUCUAAUGCAUAGGCCACAGGCAAUUCCUUGGCUUGCUUACCAAGCUUCACGAUGUUACACAACUUCAUCACCAUGCUACUGUGUGAAGCAAUCAGUGAGGGUGAGAUUUGCUCCAAGUCCGACCGGCAUGAUGCACUUGGGUGGCUUACGUACUGCCCUCUAUAAUUAUAUCUAUGCAAAAUCUUUUGGUGGAAAAUUUAUUUUGCGCAUAGAGGACACAGAUCAAGGCAGACUUGUUGAAGGUGCUGUUGACAAUAUUGAGCAAACUAUAACAUGGGCAGGAAUGCCUCCAGAUGAAGGACCAUCUGUUGGAGGCUCAUAUGGACCUUAUGUACAGUCAAAAAGACUUCAUAUCUAUAAUGAGAAUAUCAACAUUCUUUUGCAGAAUGGAACAGCUUACAGAUGCUUCUGUUCACCUCAACGACUGAAUCUUUUAAGAAAAGAGGCUUUGAGACACAGACAGGUGCCUCGGUAUGAUAACCGGUGCAGAUCACUUUCUGAAGACCAGGUGCAACGGAAAAUGAAUGCUGGUGAGAUGUAUGUUGUCAGAUUCAAGUUGAAUGAAGAAGUUGAGUAUUUUGAGGACCUUGUUUAUGGACGAACAAAACAUGAAACUCACACCAUAGAAGGAGACCCAGUGUUGCUAAAGUCAGACAAGUUUCCCACCUAUCAUUUUGCGAAUGUUGUAGACGAUCAUUUGAUGAACAUCACACACGUACUACGUGGUAUGGAAUGGUUGACAUCGACUUCAAAGCAUCUCCUUAUUUAUAAAGCCUUUGAGUGGACGCCACCAACCUUUGCACACCUGCCACUUCUCAUGAACAAAGAUGGAAGUAAGUUGUCAAAAAGGCAAGGAGAUAUAUUUGUAGAGAAAUUUAAAGAUUCAGGAUUUUUACCAGAGGCACUGUUAAACUUUAUAACCUCUUGUGGGUCUGGUUAUCAAGAUAACAAAAGCAUUAAAGAUCUGAACGAACUCAUUAAACAGUUUUCUAUAGACAAAGUCACCACUCAUUCUGCAACACUUGAUAUGGAGCAACUUUUGAGAAUCAAUCGAGGUCACAUAUGUCAAAAGUUGAUAGAUGAUAAAGAGCAACACAAUUUGAUUAAAGAAUUGAAAGCUGUCAUUCAUAAAAAAUUGGGGAAUAGAAUAUCAACCAGCCAAGUUCUCAACCUUAAUGAAGAUUAUUUACUGAAAGUGCUACAAUUCCGCAAGGAUCACAUUAGCAAGCUUGAGGAUUUAGUGGCAGAUGAGUACAUGUGGAUUCAACCAAACUUGUCACUACACCAUUUUACUAAUGUUUCACGGGAAGCUGAGAAAAUUAUUAGCAUGGUGGAAGCAGAUUUUCAGUGCUGUGAUAAAGAACUUUUUCGAGAAGAUGAGUUAGCAAAGAGGUUAAAAUCAAUUUCACAACGAAUUGCCAACUUGAAACCUGGAGAGUUCUGGAAAACAUUGCGGUUUGCAUUGAGUGGAAUUACGGAUGGUCCAAGUCUUAAGGAGAUGUUUACAAUACUUGGCAAAGAGGAAAGUUUACGAAGGCUACAAGCUGCUGCAGCUUUGUUUAAAGACAGUUAAUGCAUGUGCCUGCUGCAAUCCACACCCUGAGUAAUGUCUAAUGAUACGUUUACAGUAUAACAUUGAGGAGUGAAGCUGUACUAUGAAAUCUGCUUCUCCAGCCUCUUAAGCAGUAGUGCUGAGAGGGUGGUGCAGAAAGUGGCUCCUAGGGGAUUGGGCCACUAUGGUGAAAAAUAUAGACAAAUCUAAUUAUUGUAUAGAUAAAUAUGUGAUGACAAAAUUUCAUCUAUUAGACUAUAAUCAUUUAAGUUUAGUCAUCUAAAGGUCUACAGCUUGUAUAAGAGCACUUGCCAAUAGAAAAUACCACCCUGUUAAAUAUUAUAUGUUUAAAUAGAUGUUUGUUUCAAUUGUAAAUAUUGCACUUAAUAUUGAAUAAACAAUAAUGUUGAAACUUGAAUG